UUUCAACAGUGUACCCCUCCCCGUUUUUUUUCCCUUAUUACUAGUAUGGCUCUUUCAGCUUCAAAGGCCACUCAAAAUAAAGAAUCAACAAACAAAAUCAUACUGGACUAUUUGCUUUAUCUCUCAAUACAAUCAAGACUAAGACAAGCGCGUGUGGAGCUUUUAGAACUUUCUUCACCUUUGCCCCAAUCAGAGCAACAGGACGAUACUGUUCAGAAACGUAAACAAGUAUGGCAAGAUACUGCUUCAAAAGCAGAAAAAGACAAGAAUGCAGUUGAAUCCAUUGUAGCUGGUAUCUUAUCCAGCCACUGCAAUAAACAAAUUGCUUCUUCAAAUGCUAUACUUGAGCAAAGACUUCAUUUAUGCCAACUUACCAAUCUCGUAUUUGGUCGAUUUGAUGCUUUAUCUACCGGUCAGCAUGUCAUUGCUCAUUCAACUGCUCGUCGUCGACGCCAUGAAUCCCAUAUGGUUCAUUUAGAUGAUAAGGAUACGACACACGAACAAGACAGCUUGAAGAAACGACAACGCAUAUUUUCGGUACCCAUUUUACCAGCCUUUUGUCGAAGACACCGAAUUCAAAACUGCUAUGGAUGUCGUUCACCUUAUUUGAAAGAAAAGCCUAAGUAUGCCAUGAAAAUGAACCAGGUACAUCAGUUGGAAGAAGACAGUCCGAUCAGUAACCAAGGGCCCUUCAAGACACUGGAUUUAGCACGCAUUUCACCACCUACGCCGCCAGCUGGUCUGAUUGAAGCGAUACCUACUUUUUUAUGUACGAGUGCAGACAUGCUUAGACGUGCACUUGAUUCUUCACAUGAUAUGAACAUCAUCUUUGCAGGACAAAAAGUGAUGGGAGGUGGUAUGCCACCACGAUGGUAUGAUCUUUUUUUGGAAUUGUUGACACAGGCUGCUAUCGAAAGUUAUUUAUGUGACACUCAGGCUGGCCUAGAGCCUAUUUUUGAGAUAUUUUCAUAUGGAGAAGUAGAGGAUGAAGACCAUGAAGAAGAGGAAGAGGAAGAGGAAGAGGACGAAGAACAAGUGUUGGAUGAAUGGGGUAUUCGUGCCGCUGACCACCAUUUGUUGUUUCCCAAGACACGAACAAUGCAUUUAUAUAAGACACAAGUGAGAGAAAGAGAGAAAGAAUUUUUAUAUGUAGAAGAAGGCGUGACACUUCAAGCUCAUUUUGAAAAACUAGCCUCAAGAUACCCUUUAGAGACAUUUGAGAAAAACAUUGGCGAGUUCAUUUUGAUGAUUUUGAACAUGAUGGAUGUGCCUACAUUGGAUAAAGUAAGUGUAUUAUAUGCAUACUGGUAUUGACUAUUGUUGAUAGUAUGAAAGUUUGAAUGUUGAAGAUUCCUUAUCUGGACCUUCUGUUUACAAGUUUCCAAGUGAUGGUUCGCUUUUAAUGCCUGAAAUCCCUGAUGAGGAUAUAAUAGAGACAAAGAAACGAUCUGCUAGUGAUCCUGUAGAUCAAGAACACGAAAAUAAGCGUAUCAAAAAAUGAAUAAACUAUGUUAUUUAAUGACAUGUACCACUUUC
This is a messenger RNA of Gilbertella persicaria, 1536 nucleotides long. RefSeq lists its product as uncharacterized. Lineage: Eukaryota; Fungi; Mucoromycota; Mucoromycetes; Mucorales; Choanephoraceae. The record is from RefSeq and is a predicted model, not a curated record. Bases 46 to 1314 code for a protein of 422 amino acids. The transcript has 3 exons.